This is a messenger RNA of Rhododendron vialii, 1068 nucleotides long. RefSeq names its product UPF0664 stress-induced protein C29B12.11c. Gene Ontology annotation, biological process: positive regulation of DNA-templated transcription. Lineage: Eukaryota; Viridiplantae; Streptophyta; Magnoliopsida; Ericales; Ericaceae. The transcript has 5 exons. The record is from RefSeq and is a predicted model, not a curated record. The coding region runs from base 236 to 850 and encodes 204 amino acids. Gene Ontology annotation, molecular function: chromatin DNA binding; transcription coactivator activity. Gene Ontology annotation, cellular component: nucleus.
GAGGCUAAUGGAAAAAAUAAAGAAUUGCGAAUAGUUGUCGCAGAUUUUUUUCCGAUUUGACCCCGCUUGUAGAAUAGUAGAAUCCAGAAGGCUGUGGAACACGGAAGUUCCUUUUGUAUCACGAUUCGAUUACGUCAACGCUUGCUCCGAUUGAGAGUCGGUUCAGAUCGCACAUAUACAUAUACAUAUAUAUAUAGAAGCGUGUAGAAUUCUCCAUUAUUCUGCGGUGUUAAGGAUGGCCUUGAAUCCUCAGCUGUUUCCAAAUGGAUUGCCCGUUUCUUUUACCAACGAGAUGUUUGUCUUGGCCAGAGACGGCGUCGAAUUCGAGGUCGACAAGAUCCCCGGUGCUGACGGUGGGAAAGUUAAAGCCAAGGGAACAAUCUUCUUGUCCAAUAUAAGGAUGGUCUUUGUUGCAAAUAAGCCUGUUGGAAAUUUUACAGGUUUUGAUAUCCCCCUGCUUUACACCCAUGGUGAAAAAUUCAACCAACCAAUAUUUUUAUGCAACAAUAUCUCUGGACUUGUGGAGCCUGUGGUCCCAGAUGACCAGCACAGGGCUUUGUACUCAACUCACUCAUUUAAGAUUCUGUUCAAGGAAGGCGGCUGCGGGACAUUUGUACCUUUGUUCUUCAACUUGAUGUCAUCAGUGAGGCAGUAUAGUCAACAACAUGGUUCGACAGUGGAGUAUCACUCGGAUCCUUUGCAAGCAGCACAAACUCCGGUUGAGGAAAUGAUGAGACAUGCAUAUGUUGAUCCUAAUGAUCCAACAAGAAUCUUUCUGCAGCAGCCCAAUCCUGAGUCUCAGCUGAGGCGCCGUACAUACCACUCGCAGCCGGCGGAGCACACUUUAUGAUUUUGCAUUUUUGAUGAAUAAUGUUCAGACGCCGUGUUUAUAUUAUGGGGUGUGUGCCUCUUAUUUCUCCUAGAAGAUACUUGAGGCAACUUUCAGUACAGCCACGUGUUUGGCCGACCAUUAGAGAUCCUGCUAUAUAUUGUCCUGAAAUUAUACUACAAAAAAUAGUCUCUUGAAAAUUCUAAGAUGAAUGUGCAAUGAGAUUUUCAUUCUGUAAA